AGAAGCACAGCAGCAGUGUGUGUCUGCAGGUGUCAACAACAAAAUAUUAAAACACACCCUCAUUAGCACAACACUUUUAAGAUUUUCCUAGUUCUAGCCAGAGAAAGGACCAAAAUGUUAAGAAGAAUAUUACAGAUGACUCCUGGGAAAGGAGGCUCCCAGAGCUCGGAGUCUGAGCAGCCGUCUGCUGAUAUGAAUAAUGAGUCCUCAGAGGGCUUCAUUUGUCCCCAGUGUAUGAAGUCACAUAACUCUGCUGAGGAGCUCUUCAAACAUUAUGAGGUGUUCCAUGAGCCAGGAGGCCAGCCGUCCCCCUUCAGCCCUGGCAGGGAGGAUCUACCCCUUCUUCGUCAGGAAGUCCAAGAUUUACAAGCUUCACUGAAGGAGGAACGCUGGUUUUCUGAGGAAUUGAAAAAAGAAUUAGACAAAGUACAAGGACAACUAGCAACUAACAAAGGCCCACAGAGUGAUGGUACUGGUGAAAAAUCAGAGCUCGAGAUGAGGCUUAAUGAAUCUGAGACCGAGAAAUUCAACAUCAAACAGAUGAAAGACUUGUUUGAACAGAAAGCUGCUCAGCUUGCAACUGAGAUAGUUGACAUCAAAUCUCGUUAUGAUGAGGAGAAAAGCAUGAGAGAAGCACUGGAGCAAAGGCUGGCCAAUCUAAACCAAGAUCUGCAGAAAGAGAAACAGGAGAAGGAGAAACUGGCAGCAGAGCUGCUCCAGAGGCCUGGAGUGGAAGACGUGGAGGUGUUGAAGAAAGAGCUGGUGCAGGUGCAGACGCUAAUGGACAACAUGACCCGUGAGAGGGAGGAGGAGUCAGAGCGCCUCAAGAGCCAAUACGAACAGCUGCAGGCCAACUUCACUACCUCAGAGACAACGAUUGCUCAGUUGAAGGCAGAACUGGAGAAGGGUCCUCAGGAGGCAGCGGUCUACACCCAACAAAUCCACCAAUUACAGAGCAGCCUCAACAACUACCAGCACCAGACCCAGCUUUUGUCACAGAAGUUAUCUCGUAAGGAGAAGGAGAGUCAGGAACUCGAGGAGCGUCUGGGUCAGGAGCAGGCCUCUAAGAAGAGUAUUCAGGCUAGUCUGCACCAGAAAGACCUGGAGCUCCAGGAGAGCCAAGCCCGGGUGUCAUCGGGAGAGACAGCUCUGAGUCGGGUCCAGGCUGAAUUGACCGAACGUGGGGAGGAGGCUGCACGACUAAGACGGGAACUCAGUGAGCUGGAGAAGAACCACCAGGAGUUGAAGGCAGAGAGGAAGCAACUUCAACAGCAGAGAGAAGAUAAAGAAAACCAGGGCCUGCAGCAGCAAAGUGAGAUCAGCCAGCUGCACACGAAGCUGCUGGAAACCGAGCGUCAGUUGGGGGAGCUGCAGGGCCGGCUGAAAGAGCAGAGACAGCUGUCAGGAGACAAACUCAAAGAUCGGGAGCAGCAGGUGGCAGACCUGCAGCUUAAACUCUCCCGCUUGGAGGAACAGUUAAAGGAGAGCUCUACCAAGUCUACUGACUUGCAGCAUCAGCUGGACAAAUCCAAACAGCAGUACCAAGAACUACAAACACUUCAACAGAGCACUAAUGGCAAACUUAGAGAAGCACAGAAUGACCUGGAACAGGUGUUGCGUCAGAUUGGGGACAAGGACCAGAAGAUCCAGAAUCUUGAAGCUCUGCUGCAGAAGAGCAAGGACAGCGUGAGCCAGCUGGAGGCAGAGAGAGAAGAUCUGUGUGCUAAGAUCCAGGCCGGUGAAGGAGAGGCAGCUGUGCUGAACCAACUGAAAGAGAAAAAUCACUCAUUACAGGAACAGAUUACGCAGUUUACCGACAAGCUCAAGAACCAGUCUGAAAGCCACAAACAGGCUCAGGACAACCUUCACGAGCAGGUGCAGGAGCAGAAGACCCACCUGCGUUCAGCGCAAGACCGCUGCCAGAGCCUAGAGACCACCAUCUCUGAGCUUACCACACAGUUCACAGAGAGCAAAGAGAAGAUUGCCCAGCUAGACACACAGCUAAAAGCCAAGACUGAAAUGCUGUUGUCUGCUGAAGCAGCAAAAAAUGCCCAGAGAGCAGACUUGGAGAACCACCUAGAGACUGCCCAGAAUGCAUUGCAAGAUAAGCAGCAAGAGUUGAGUAAAGUGCAGGCUCAGCUGGAAGAGCAGGGCCGCAGGCUGCAAGAGAAGCAGGAGCAAUGCUCUCAGCUGGAGACCAGUCUGAAGGACAGCAGAGACAAACUGCUGACUGCAGAGCAGAGGAUAGAGACACUGGAGACCCAGACCAAGAAAGUAGAGGUAGAGUUAACUGAACUCUGCUCUGGAAGGGAACAGGCUCAGAAGGAGCAGCAGAUGCUGAAGAAGCAAAUCAGUGAGCUGGAGAUGAAGACAAAGGAGCUGAACCGUCUUUUAGACUCUGAGAAACAAGAAGCUGCCACCCAGCAAGAGGAGUUGAAGAAGAAAACGUCAGCCCUCUCCCAAACAAAACAACAGCUGGAGAAGGCAGAGCAGAAGCGUGCAACCCUGCAGGCCAGCCUGGAUAAACUGUCUCAGGAGGGUCAGAAGCAGCAAGCAGAGCUGGACAAGAAAGUUCAGGGUCUGAGUGCAGAUCUUAAGAAAACUCUGGAGGAGAAGGAAGCUCUGACUAAAGAAAUGGCAAUGGUGAAAGAGGCUCUGAGCAAAGCUUCUAAAGCUCUAAAAGAGAGCCAGACUCAAUUGGAGGCAGAGAAGAAGAGCAGCAAUGCCACUUUGGAGGAGAAGGAAAAGUUUUAUCAGAAAGCACAGCAAGAGCUUCAGAAAAACACAGAGACCGCUUCUAAAGAGCUCAGCCGUGUCAAAGGUCAGCUGGAGAAAUCAAUAGAGGCAGAAAAGGGGCUUCAAUCUCAGCUGACUGCACUGAACACUCAACUGAAACAGUAUCAAGAUACGCUGAAAGAGAAAGAAAAUCGUGUACAGCAGCUACAGGCAGAGCUGAAGACUACUCAGGGGUCCUUAAGCCUGGAAGUGAAGAAAUUUAAGGCGCAAGUGUCCGAGCUGCAGACUUCCUUCACUAAAAAGACUGAAGAGGAGGCAAAGCUGAAGGAGCAGGUGACGACAUUGUCUAAAGAUCUCAACUCAGAGAAGAAUCACUGUGCAGAACUGCAGAAGACCAGUGACAGCGCCAAAGAAAGUCUCGCCACCCUUCAGUCUGAUUACUACGGCAAGGAGUCUGAGCUCUCUGCUGUACGCCAGGACCUCAAGGUGUGUGAGGAGAAGCUGCUUCUAGCUCAGGAGGAGCUGGUGGCCAACAGAAACCAGCUGAGUGCUCACGAAACCCAGAUCCAGGAGCUAAAGACGGCCCGCACGGAGCUGGAGAAAGACCUCAGCAAGAGAGACGAGAAGAUCAAAAAGCAGGUGGAGGCUCUACAGAAGCUCCAGAAACAACAGAAACAAACUGAGGAGCAGCUGAAGAAGGAGAAGGCUCAAUGCGAGGAGCUCAAAGAGUGCCAGAGCGCUCUGGAGAAGGACAAAAACAAACUGUCUGCUGAUCUUAAAGCUCUGGCCGAGAAGAAUGAGAAGGAGCUGAAGGAGCUCCAGGCAGCGAAGCAGCUGUUGAUCCAGCAGAAGGUGGAGCUGCAAGGGAAGGUGGAGGCAGCUCAAGCAUCUCUGGAGCAGGAACAGAGAGAGCAUCAGAAGACCAGAGACUCCAUCAAACAAAAACAGCAGCAGCUCAAAUCUGAGACGGACAAACUACAACAGCAACUGGCAUCAGAAGUGAAGGCUAAAGAGGAGGUGGAGAAGCAGAGGGAAGAGGCGGAGGUGAAGAUAUCUAUGCAGGUGGCGGCACUGAACGAGAAUAUGGCGACGCUGAAGAGAGAGUGGCAGAGCAGCCAGAGACGGGUGGGUGAGCUGGAGAAACAGACGGAUGAGCUGAGAGGGGAGAUCGCCGUGUUGGAGGCCACCAUCCAGAACAACCAGGAUGAGAGGCGUGCACUGCUGGAGAGGUGUGUCCAGGGUGAGGGGGAGAUCGAGAAGCUUCAGGCUAAGUUAGUGGAGAUGCGCAGGAAGUUGGAUGACACUACAGCCGCCAUGCAGGAGCUUGGCCGUGAGAACCAGUCCUUACAGAUAAAGCAGUCACAGUCCCUCACGCGAAAGUGGGCGGAAGAUCACGAGGUGCAGAACUGUAUGGCUUGUGGGAAAGGCUUCUCUGUCACUGUCAGAAAGGUCUGCAUCAUGCAUACACACACGCUCACAUUCUUAUUUGAUGAUGCAGCCACUCGAAUGGAUCAAAGACUGUGA
This is a messenger RNA of Sinocyclocheilus grahami, 4260 nucleotides long. Its product is annotated as early endosome antigen 1-like. NCBI's taxonomy places the organism in Eukaryota, Metazoa, Chordata, Actinopteri, Cypriniformes, Cyprinidae. The transcript is spliced from 29 exons. Gene Ontology annotation, cellular component: early endosome. Gene Ontology annotation, molecular function: 1-phosphatidylinositol binding. The record is from RefSeq and is a predicted model, not a curated record. Gene Ontology annotation, biological process: endocytosis. The coding region runs from base 115 to 4260 and encodes 1381 amino acids.